UGUUUUUUAACCGCAACGUAAAACUGAACUUGGAAUUUGGCACCUGGUUGUCUGCAAUAAUAACAAACAAAUUAUUCGAUUAUUUAUUAGUCUUAUAAAAUACAAAAAUACAUGUCAGUAGCUUAUAUUCUGAAGGUUAAAAUAUAAAUAAUUAACUAUCAAUAAACUACAGUCAUAAAUUAUUUAAAAAAUGAACAAAGAUAAAUCAAUUGAAAUCCAAAAACAAGUUCGCGAUAAUGCGGUUGAUUUGCAAAGCGAAUUUUUGGAUAUGAAAAAUUGGGAAGAGCAAAUGAAAAAAAAAGACGAAUUAAUUCAGUCCACUGAUGACACUUGUCAGGUGUUGCCGCCAGUGAGAAAGAAAAAAAGUUCAAGAAUAAAAUCGAAGACUAAAGAAAAUGGCACUAAAGCUAAAAGAAUAAAAGCACAUGAUUAUUCUGCUUGGGAUAAUUUUGAUGCGGACAAAGCCUGCGAAGAAAUAGACAAAGAAAAUGAAUCUGAAGAUUCUGGUGACGAAGUAUUCAGUAAAGAGGAACUAGAAAAAAAACAUGAAGAAGCUACAAUUCAAAAAGUACUUGGUAAUAAAUAUGUUACUGAAAAAAAAUGGGACAAAGCUAUGGCAUGUUACAAUGAAGCCAUUAAAAUAUUUCCAUAUGACGCAGUAUUUUAUGCCAACCGCGCUCUCUGUCAUUUGAAAAUGGACAAUUUGUAUUCAGCAGAAUCAGACUGUACUGCAGCAAUACAACGCGACGAGCACUACGUCAAAGCUUAUCAUAGACGAGCUACAGCCAGGAUGGCAUUGAAACAGUACGCAGAAGCUAUUAGUGACUUAAAAAUAUUAUUGGGGCUAGAAAACAACAAUAAAGAAGCUAAAAAAAUGCUGGAGACCGCGUUGAAGUGUCAAAGUAAUUUGGAAAAUAAAUUUAGUGGCACUUUAACGAUUGCUGAUACUCCGCUAACGGGAGAAAGUAAAAAAGUAAAAGUUGAAGAUAAAAAAAUAGAAAAUAAAAUUGAAGAAGUAGAAAAUAAAAGUAAAGAAUUAAAAUUAAAAGAGUCUGCGGACGUAAAAAAUGAUAAAUUUCGUAAAUGGUUACCGAUUGUUGAUGAAAAUGUAGAUAUAGUCAAGCCUAUCACCAAAUUACCUCAUCAAAGGAUUAAGAAACCGCUUAAAUCAAUUCCCGUGACUGUAACAGAUUUUACUAAAUGGCCGAACGUUGAUCCAGAGCCAGAUAAAAAUUGCAAAGUAUCCAAGGAUACAAAGUCAUCCGUACAAGACGUAGUUGUUGAUAAUAAGAAUAAAAAUACUGGUACUGGUACUAGUAAUACUGAAAGUAUAAAAGAUGAAAGUGAUGUUGAUGUUAUUCCGGCGGUUCCACGUACUUCUGUUCAAUUCUGCAUCACCUGGCGCAAACAUAAAUCACCGGAAUUCCGAUACAAAUAUUUGAAACAGUUACCUCCAGACAGUAUUCCUAAGUUAUUUAAAGAUUCUAUGGAAUCAGAUACAUUUAGCGAAAUAUUAACGACUCUAAAAACACAUUUUAUUGCUAAUAAUCAUCCAGUCUAUGAUUAUCUCAAAUACUUGAGUGAAAUAAAACGAUUUAGGACACUGACUAUGUUCUUAAGUAAACAAGAAAAAGAGGAUCUAACAACUUUAUUCAAUUACUGCAAGUCAAUUGAAGGCCGCACCGACACAAUUACUGACCUGCGUAAAAAAUACGAACUUUAAUAAUCACUACUUUUUUUUUUUUUUUUUUUCGUCAAAUAAAAAUCUAAACUAAAUUUAAAAAUUGAUAGCGCGGCCUAAUUUAUAAUUGUCAUCAUUUCCUUCUGAAAAAAAAAAUAAAAAUAUUUUAUCAAAGUAAUUGGGCUGGUAUUUAAAUUAAUUAUCGCUAAAUUACAAUAAAGCAAAAUUAAAGCGCAUGUGCAGUAUGUGGUGUAACUGAGUCACUGGUAUCUUUAAGGAGAUUAUCAAGUACAUUCAGCAAAUAAGUUAUAAUUCAAAUAAAUAAUUAUUAUAUUUGUAAAAUAA
Messenger RNA from Microplitis demolitor, 2026 nucleotides. RefSeq names its product RNA polymerase II-associated protein 3 (gene spag). The transcript has 5 exons. Gene Ontology annotation, molecular function: protein binding. Bases 191 to 1723 code for a protein of 510 amino acids. The record is from RefSeq and is a predicted model, not a curated record. NCBI's taxonomy places the organism in Eukaryota, Metazoa, Arthropoda, Insecta, Hymenoptera, Braconidae.